UUUAAAAUAAGAAUAUCAAGUGGAGCGGCAAGGAAUUGUUUGUCCCAGUGGCGAGUUUUGAGUUUCGUCUGAUUUUCCGUAUCGUGUUGUCACUGUACUAAUAAUCGCGAGGUUGAGUGGACGCGCACAGAAUCUAUUAUUAUUUGUAACGUGAAAAUGUGGCUUCAUCAAUUCUACUAUAAUCUUAUAUACUUAUUAAUAAUUUUACAAUGCGCAAGCACAGACGAUCAGCUAUCACCAUGGAAAUGGGUCUGCGAGGAUGGCAAAUGUGUGAAGACCAUGAAUGAUCCCAAAAGCAAAGAGCCAGCGCUCUGCUUGGAGGCCUGCAAAAUGUUUUGCAAUGAUAACGGACUUUUAUGGCCGAAGCCAACUGGACAAGUGGAGCUGGGAAACUUUUUAUCAAAAAUAAACGUGCACAAUAUUAAAGUGGAAAUAGAUAGACAUGGAAGGUCUGAUGAUUUAAUGGACGCGGCGGGAAGGAGAUUCCAAAACCUGGUAUCCAUUGGUAUACCAUCAGGAACGACUCCGAAGGCAUCCGGAAAGUCUGUUACUAUUUAUCUAGUCAAUGAGAAUCCAGAUAUGAAAGAAUUUUCUCUGGACAUGGAUGAGAGUUAUACCAUCCGUGCAUCAGCGGUGUCCAACGAUAAGAUUAAUGCCACGAUAACUGGUAAUAACUUCUUCGGAGUGAGGAAUGGACUGGAGACUCUCUCGCAAUUGUUCCUGUUCGACGAUAUAAGGAACCAUCUUGUGAUGGUACGUGAUAUUUAUAUAACUGACAAGCCAGUGUAUCCGUACAGAGGUAUCCUUUUGGAUACAGCGAGAAAUUACAUCACCGUCGAUUCUAUUAAAGCUACUAUUGACGCAAUGGCAGCUGUGAAACUGAACACAUUCCACUGGCACAUCACGGACAGCCAGAGCUUCCCCUUCGUGUCUCAGAGGAGGCCUAACCUCACUAAAUAUGGCGCCUAUAGCCCGAGCAAGGUGUACAGCCGCUCUGCGAUGGAGGAGGUGGUGCAGUUCGGGCUGGAGCGCGGCGUGCGCGUGCUGCCCGAGUUCGAUGCGCCCGCGCACGUCGGCGAGGGCUGGCAGGACACCGGCCUCACUGUGUGCUUCAAGGCGGAGCCGUGGGCGUCUAUCUGCGUGGAGCCGCCGUGCGGGCAGCUCAACCCCGUGCGGGACGAGCUGUACGACGUGCUCGCCGACAUCUAUGCGGAUAUGGCUGACGUAUUCAACCCGGAUAUGUUCCACAUGGGGGGUGACGAAGUGAGCGAGAGAUGCUGGAACACCUCGCAGGAGAUCCAGCAGUUCAUGAUCCAGAACCGCUGGGAUCUGGACAAGACGUCGUUCCUGAAACUCUGGAACUAUUUCCAGACCAAGGCUCAGGAUAAGGCCUAUAAGGCUUUCGGCAGGCGGUUGCCGCUGAUCCUGUGGACGAGCACGCUCACCGACUACACGCACAUCGACAACUUCCUCAACAAGGACGACUAUAUAAUACAGGUGUGGACAACAGGUGUAGACCCUCAGAUCAAGGGUCUCCUGGGCAAGGGCUACCGCCUCAUCAUGUCCAACUACGAUGCACUGUACCUGGACUGUGGGUAUGGAGCCUGGGUCGGAACUGGAAACAACUGGUGUUCUCCAUACAUCGGCUGGCAGAAGGUUUACGACAACAGUCCCAAAGCAAUGGCCGCGCAGUAUCAGGAUCAGAUCCUCGGUGGUGAAGCGGCGCUAUGGUCGGAGCAGGCGGACUCGUCGACGCUGGACGCGCGCCUGUGGCCGCGCGCCGCCGCGCUCGCCGAGCGGCUGUGGGCCGAGCCGGCCCACGGCUGGGCCGCUGCUGAGCGCCGGAUACUGCACGUUCGAGAGCGUCUAACGCGUAUGGGAAUCAAAGCGGAGUCACUUGAACCGGAGUGGUGCUAUCAGAAUGAGGGGUACUGUUAUUAAUUAUCUGUGAUCUAUAAUUGUCUGUGGUGUUAUAAAUAUGGCGGGAAUUACUAAUGUCACUUGUAUUAAAUUGUUAUUUGGUACCUAGUUGCAUAAAACUGUCUAUAAUACUUUAAUUGGUCAUUUAUCAAUUUAGGUUAUAUAAUAAGACUUUCGUUAUGCCAAAUGAAUCAAUAUUUUUUUCUAACGUUGACAUUAUGAUUCCCACAUAUUUUAAUAACAAUUUUUGAAGUCUAGAAUUAUACAUUAAGAUAAUAUAUUUUAUGACUUAUUCAAUGUUUAAGUACCUAAAAUCAAUAUUCGCAAUAAAAUUAGAACAGGCAUUUAUGUAAUAGAUUGUAAAAUACUCACACUUAUAAUGACGUACAACACAUUUCUUAUGUAUUGCAUGAAGACUUUUGCAUAUUUUUAAAUGCUGUUAAUAUGCCUUAUUGGCAUCGGAAUAAAGUUUAAUAUUGAUAUAAAACAUUAAAAUAUAUUUAAGAAACGAAAAGUGUUAAAAGCAUUUGACAUUGCGCUCUGUAAUUCCUUAUGAGAUUAUAUUUUAUUUAGAUAUUAAAAUUUUAU
Molecule: messenger RNA, 2508 nt
Organism: Zerene cesonia (dogface butterfly)
Lineage: Eukaryota; Metazoa; Arthropoda; Insecta; Lepidoptera; Pieridae
Gene: Hexo1
Product: chitooligosaccharidolytic beta-N-acetylglucosaminidase
Exons: 16
Coding region: 157-1941 (594 amino acids)
Biological process (GO): ganglioside catabolic process; carbohydrate metabolic process; glycosaminoglycan metabolic process
Cellular component (GO): membrane
Molecular function (GO): beta-N-acetylhexosaminidase activity
Source: RefSeq, a predicted model, not a curated record